AUGCAGCAGCAACGAGAGUGGAACAACAGUUUGUUGGACUGCAGUCCAUGUGGCACUUGCAUGAUGUCCACAUUCUUGCCUUGUAUAGUUCUCGGCAAGACGUCUGAACGGAUGCGCGACCCCAAACUGACUAAUUACUCACCUUUCAACGGCGAUUGCGUGAUAUUAUCUGGUUUGGGCUUGAUUGGCUUUCACUGGCUUUAUAUAAUGAGCAAGAGAAUCGACAUUCGAAAGCAGUUUGGCAUUGAGGGAAGUCAGUGCGGUGAUUGCUGUGCGGCUUAUUGGUGUCCUUGUUGCUCUGUGAUCCAGCAAGAAAAGGAGGUCAUCGAUCGGACAGAAUACGCUCCUGUUACGCAGGGUUACGAGUCGCAAAAACAGGGCAUGCAUAUGGGCUGA
Molecule: messenger RNA, 396 nt
Organism: Colletotrichum truncatum
Lineage: Eukaryota; Fungi; Ascomycota; Sordariomycetes; Glomerellales; Glomerellaceae
Product: PLAC8 family protein
Source: RefSeq, a predicted model, not a curated record